This is a messenger RNA of Trichobilharzia szidati, 5071 nucleotides long. The record is from the annotation of a GenBank genome assembly. Lineage: Eukaryota; Metazoa; Platyhelminthes; Trematoda; Strigeidida; Schistosomatidae.
AUGGACGAUCUCAAAUUCCUGUAUCGUACAGCUGGACAAAAAGGUCGUGGCAUCACAUUCAUUUUCACAGAUCAAGAAAUCAAAGAUGAAGGCUUCCUAGAAUACCUGAAUAAUGUUCUCUCCUCAGGAGGUGUCAUCUCAAAUCUCUUCACACGUGAUGAAAUGGAUGAAAUCUUGCAGGAUUUAAUCCCAUGCAUGAAAAAAGAGCAUCCUCGGCUAUCGCCUACAAAUGAGAAUCUGGCUGAUUAUUUUCUCAGCAGAACUCGGAAAAACCUUCAUGUGGUUUUGUGUUUUUCACCAGUUGGUGAGAAGUUUCGGGCGAGAUCGUUGAAAUUCCCUGGAUUAAUAUCCGGGUGUACAAUCGACUGGUUUCAUCGAUGGCCACGGGAGGCACUGGUCGCUGUCGCCAAUCACUAUCUGAUCGACUUCCCAAUUGUUUGUAGUAGGCAGACGAAAAGUGUGCUAAUUAAUACAAUGGGUGUAGUCCAUGAUGGAAUUGUUGAAGCCUGCACAGAUUACUUUGCAAGAUAUCGACGUCAAACACAUGUCACACCGAAAUCCUACUUAUCAUUCCUACAGAGUUAUAAGUCAGUUUAUACACAACAACACGGUCAUUUUGCAAAUCUUGCUCAACGUAUGGACGGGGGUCUGCAGAAGCUGGUUGAAGCUCAAGACAAUGUGGCCCAGCUGAGUAAAGAGUUGGCUGUCAAAGAAAAAGAUCUUGAAGUGGCAAAUAAACAAGCUGAAGAAGUACUUCUCACAGUCACCAUUCAACAGAAUGCUGCAACUGAAGUCCGGAAUAAAGUACAACUUGUGAAGGAUAAAGCACAAGCCAUCGUUGAUGAUAUAGACCGUGAGAAGAUUUUAGCUGCAGCGAAAUUGGAGGCGGCAAAACCUGCUCUCCAAGAAGCUGAAGAUGCACUGAACACCAUUAAACCUGGGGAUAUAGCCACUGUACGUCGGCUGGGUAAACCACCGCAUCUCAUCAUGCGGAUCAUGGACUGUGUCCUUCUACUGUUUCAACGUCAUCUAGAAGUUUAUCAACCUGAUCCAGAACGUCCUUGUCCAAAGCCCAAUUGGAGUGAAUCAUUGAAAUUAAUGACAAAUACGAGUUUUCUUGCUAUGCUUAUGUCUUUUCCCAAGGAUACAAUCAAUGAAGAGACUGUCGAAUUUUUAGAGCCAUAUUUAUACAUGGAAGAUUAUACACUAGAGGUUGGUAAAAAAGUUUGCGGUAAUGUUGCCGGCUUACUGUCAUGGACAAAGGCGAUGGUUUAUUUCUAUGCUAUCAAUAAAGAUGUGUUGCCGAUGAAAGAUAAUCUUGUGAAACAAGAAGCUCGGUUAGCUAAAGCUAUGAAUGAUUUAAAUGAUGCUCAAGCCAUACUUGACGAGAAAGAGAGUGAAUUGGCUAAAGUGCAAGCAGUCUAUGAAGAGGCAUUACGUAAAAAGAAUGCCCUAUUGGAAGACGCGGAAUUAUGUCGACGUAAAAUGAAUACCGCCUCAAAACUUAUCGGUAGCUUAGGAGAUGAACAGACUCGUUGGACAGAAGAGAGUCAAGCGUUUAAAGAACAUAUUGAAUGUUUGGUCGGUGAUGUUCUCAUUGCCACUGGAUUUCUGUCCUACUGUGGUCCAUUUAACCAAGAAUUUAGACAAAUGCUCUAUCAGUCCUGGCAACGAUUAUUACGCCAGUGUAAAAUACCUGGAUCAACAAUUGUCAACUUAAUUUCUAUGUUAACUCAACCAACUCAGCUUGGUGAAUGGAAAAUUCAAGGUCUACCGAGUGAUGAAUUAUCCAUACAAAAUGGUAUAAUUGUCGAUCAGGCCAGUCGUUACCCACUGCUAGUUGAUCCACAAGGUCAAGGUAAAGCGUGGAUAAAAAAUCGUGAAGAAAAAUUCGAUUUAAUUAUCACAACAUUGGGAAAUAAAUAUUUUCGACAAAAUUUAGAAGAUGCCUUAUCCACUGGACGUCCAUUGUUGAUUGAAGAUAUUGGAGAAGAUUUAGAUCCUGCGCUGGACAAUAUACUCGAGAAGAAUUUCAUAAAACAAGGUUCAAUUCAAAAGGUUAAAGUUGCCGAUAAAGAAGUUGAUGUCCUCUCAGGUUUUCGUCUGUACAUCACCACAAAACUCGCGAAUCCAUCCUUUACACCUGAAAUAUCUGCUAGAACAUCAAUUAUCGACUUUACUGUAACAAUGAAAGGCUUAGAAGAACAAUUACUUGGACGUGUUAUUGUCAGUGAACGUUACGAAUUGGAAGCUCAACGUGUUCAACUGAUGCAUGAUGUACAAUUGAAUAAAACAAAAAUUAAAGAAUUAGAAGAUAACUUACUAUCACGUCUAGCAAGUGUUCAAGGCUCCCUAGUCGAUGAUGCCGACUUAAUUGAUGUGCUGAGCUCAACAAAAGCAACUGCUAGCGAAGUGUCAAAGAAAUUGGCGAUUGCCUCUGAAACUGAAAUACAAAUAACAGCUGCCAGAGAAGAGUACAGACCGAUCGCGACACGUGGUUCCGUGUUAUACUUUUUAAUUGUUGAAAUGAGCCUAGUGAAUUGUAUGUAUCAAACAUCACUGCGUCAAUUCUUAGCCUUAUUCGAUCAGUCUUUAGCACGGUCUGAAAAAUCACCAGUCACUUCAAAACGUAUCACGAAUGUGAUCGACUAUAUGACAUACGAUGUCUGGAGAUAUGUGAUCCGUGGCCUGUAUGAAGUGGACAAGUCAACCUUUUCUCUUCUAUUGGCUCUGAAAAUUGAUAUGCAAGCUGGACGAGUUAGACACGAGGAAUUUCAUUAUUUUAUCAAAGGUGGUGCAUCAUUGGAUAUGAAUACAGUGAAACCGAAACCGUUCAAAUGGAUCACAGACAUGACCUGGUUGAAUUUAGUCGCUUUAUCAAAUUUGAAUCAAUUCGCCAGUAUCCUCGACCAGGUAGUGAACAAUGAACGUGGUUGGCGUCAAUGGAUUGAAAAAUCCUCACCAGAAUUGGAAGUCAUCCCUGAUGGUUAUCAGUCACGUGUAGAUACAUUUCGACGCCUAUUGCUUAUUCGUGCCUGGUGUCCAGAUCGUAUUAUGAACCAGGCGAAUAUUUAUGUUGGGGAUACUUUAGGUAAAAAGUUUGCUGAAGGUUUUGUCCUUGAUUUGGAUGGCGUAUACCAAGAGUCAACACCACUUUGGCCUAUGGUUGGAUUACUAAGUACGGGGUCAGAUCCAACGCCGCAAAUAGAGCUGUUAGCUAAAAAGUACAGAGUUGAUUGUAAGACAAUUUCAAUGGGACAAGGUCAAGAAAUUCAUGCUAGACGAUUGGUGAACAAUCUGCUUCUAUCCGGUGGUUGGAUAAUGCUGCAAAAUUGUCACUUGUCAUUGAGUUAUGUAGCAGAAUUAUUAAAUCAAAUCACUGACAUGGAACAUAUUCAUCCAGAAUUUCGAAUAUGGGUGACAACUGAAGUGCAUCCACAAUUCCCGAUUUCAUUCUUACAAACUUCGAUAAAGUUUACCAAUGAACCUCCUCAAGGCAUUCGAGCUGGCUUGAAACGAACCUAUGCAACAUUCAAUCAAGACUAUAUCGACAUAAAUAAUCAACCACAAUGGAAACCGUUGAUCUAUGCAAUCUGCUUCUUGCAUACCACAGUACAAGAAAGGCGUAAAUACGGUCCACUCGGGUGGAAUAUUGCCUAUGAAUUUAACACGUCUGAUCUAAACGCCAGUCUACAAUUUGUACAGAAUCAUUUAGACGAUAUGGAUCCGAAAUUGGGGAUCGAUUGGAAAUGCGUUACUUAUAUGCUUGGAGAAAUCCAAUAUGGCGGUCGUGUAACUGAUGACUUCGACAAUCGACUUUUAAACACCUACUGCAAAUUAUGGUUCAAUGAAGGUUUGUUCAAUGCGGAUUUCAAAUUUGCCCAAGGCUAUACAAUUCCUAGAGUACAGAAAAUCAAUGAAUUUCUUGAGGCUAUCAAUGAAAUCCCAAUGUAUGAUUCACCGCAAGCAUUUGGGUUACAUGAAAAUGUGGAUAUCACAUAUCAAAGUAAAAAGGCAAAAGUUGUCCUCGACUGUAUCCUGAAUGUUCAACCAAAAGAUGCUAAUACUGGUGCCGCAGAGACACGUGAAGAUGUUGUACGACGUAUGGCUAUGGAUCUCCUAGACAAACUACCACCGGAUUAUGCACAAUUUGAAGUAAACGAAUGCUUAAAUCAAAUGGGUGCACUACAACCAAUGAAUAUAUUUCUACGUCAAGAGUUGAAUAGAAUUCAACACUUGCUGACAACAAUGCGAGAAGAUCUUGUCAGUCUGACUUUGGCUAUUGACGGGACUGUUGUAAUGAGUGAACAGUUACGUCAGACAUUAGACUGUAUGUAUGAUGCAAGAAUACCGAAACAAUGGACAAAGUUAUCAUGGGAAUCCUCGACGCUAGGAUUUUGGUUCACUGAACUGAUCGAAAGAAAUCAUCAAUUUCAUGAAUGGUUAUACAAUGGUCGACCAACAUGCUUUUGGAUGACCGGAUUCUUCAAUCCACAAGGAUUUCUUACAGCUAUCCGACAAGAGGUGACACGUAAUCAUAAAGGUUGGGCAUUAGAUACAGUCGUCCUGUGGAAUGAAGUCACUAGACUGAUGAAAGAUGAUGUUCAACGUUCCCCAGCUGAAGGUGCAUAUAUCUAUGGCCUGUUUCUCGAAGGUGCAGAAUUCGAUCAGAAGAAUUUACGAUUGACUGAGGCCAAAGCGAAAGUCUUAUAUCAACCAAUGCCUGUUAUACAUAUCCAGGCUAUGGAUAUUGCAAAGGAUAAAGAGAUACCCAGGGAGAUGUUGAAGAACUUCUAUGUGUGUCCAGUGUAUAGAAAACCGUGUAGAACAGAUCGUACCUAUGUCACGUCGUUAUAUUUACGUUGUCCGCCGAACAAGCCGGCUGAUCAUUGGGUUUUGAGAGGUGUAGCUCUACUGUGCGAUAUUCGAUAGGCCCGAAGACCGACAUAUUGGUAUUAUUGUACUCGCAUCCCCACAUAUAUCGAUGACUUUUUCAUCAAUCAGCAGAGUGUUUAAGUUUGUGAGAAUUCUUUUGUACUUGAGAACACGGAUCUUCCAUUACAUAUAGAAU